AUGACAGAUUCUCCGUCGCCAAUCGAUUCAUCGCUCGACUAUUCAGAUGUCGCGACACCAUGCACUGUUAUUGCGGCGAAAUGUAGUAUUAGAAAUCAAAAAGAUUUGGAAAACGAAGAAGAUGAUUUAGAAAACCAAGAAGAUUAUACUGAAUCCUUUCAACAACAGGAAGGCGAUAGUGUUGAACAAGAAGAUCUCUCGCAUAUUUAUGUAGACGAUCUUUCGAAAGAUUUUAGUGAUGCUGCUUCGUCUGUUAUGGAACCACUUCCAAAACCGCACACAUUUGCUAGAACUAUUACGAAGGUCUACUAUCACUUAGAUGAUGAGACGGUGCCGUACAUGGUUGACGUUCAUGUUCCGCCGGACUGUAUCACCUUGCGUGACGUGAAACGGAAAUUACCUAGAACAAAUUUCAAGUAUUAUUGCAUAGCUCUUGAUCCCGAAUCCGGAAGAGAAGUAAAAGCCGAAAUUCGGGACGAUUCUCAGCGACUGUAUCCAUUGAGAUGUGGGAAAUUUGAGUUGUACUUGCUCACUGUCGAAGGAUCCGUUCAUUCGGAUACAAGUUCCGGACGGCAUAGAAAAAAACAUCAAACUUCUUCCAAAGGAAGUAGUAGCUCGAGAGAAUAUCAAAGAGCAGCUCACCACUAUGAUAAUCCCACGCCUUACUCAGAUAACGAAUCGCAGGCUUCAUCGAUUCCAACAUAUGUAAAGAAGGCGCACGCAUUCAACAGACGACAAGCUUCACAGGCUUAUGAUCGUCAUCAACCACGACAUAGGCUUCAUGAACGUCAUCAUCAGAAUCACUAUGACGAUUCGACAUUUGAUGUAACAACAGAAUCAGAUGAUCAUUAUCGGGACGGUGUGACUUACUAUGAUGAGGAUGAAGACGAUAGCCGGUCUAUCAACACCGACCUCACAUCAGUAUCACAAAUACAUUUAAAACAGAGAUGGAAACAGCAACAACAAAGAGAAGCAAGAAACAAAUGGAAGAGAAUGCCUUCUAUGUCGACAGCAUCAUCUUCUUUGUCGAGCAUUACUGAAUCGUCGAUGGGACUUGAGCUGCUCACUGUUCGACUCAAUCUCCAAACAAUGCCUCUUGGUAUGGUUCCCUAUGGUCUGAAAACUGCUCGAGGAGGUGAUGCAGGGCUUUAUGUUGGCGAUAUUCUUGAUCGUGGAGCAGUGGCGUUGGACGGAAGGAUUGACGUCGGAGAUAUGAUCUCAGAAAUUAAUAACAUCGAUCUCUCGAACUACUCAAACGAAGCAGCGGCUCAACUUUUGAGAGAUGCAGUUGCGCCUCGUCAGUUUGUUACUUUGACAAUUGCAAAAUCGAUUGACUCCCGUAAAGCAGUUGCUGCCGCGUUCACUAAGAAUACACGUGCUGAACCAACACGUCCUAUCGAUACGAAUGAAUGGCUGAAACAUGCUACGAAUGCGAUGAAAGCAAUGCCUAGUAUCUCAGAAGAAAGUUGUUCUACUCCAAUUCCUGAUGAAUGGCCAACUAACAGUUCAGCAAGUGGAACACCAUUCGGUGGGCCUCCACCUCCAUCGAUCGCUUGUAUGAACACUUCAACCAACAAGAAGUUUGUCGUUGAAGUGAUGGCAGCGCCUGGAUCAGGUCUUGAAAUCAAGGAUCGAGAGUGGCUAAAAAUCCCUAUCCCUAUGUCUUUCUUAGGCAAAGAUUUGGUUGAUUGGUUGCUGGACCACAUUCAAGGUCUACGUAAAAGAGGAGAAGCAGGAAAGUUUGCCGGAGAAAUGCUGAAACUUGGAUAUAUUCAACACGUUCUGAAUAAAAACAAGUUUUCGGAAAACUGCUAUUACAUUAUGGGAGAGGAAUGUGCUGACUACACUCAACUUCGUGCGCCUGAUGGAGGGUUCAAAUACGCCCAGAGUCAGACAUCAUCUGCAUCAGCCCAUAGUAGCAACAAUAACAUCUUCCCUCCAUCAAUGUAUCCUUCUCAAACGCAGCCGUCAUCAGCAGCUGGCGUCAAUGCUCAUCACCGGAAUUCAGCUAUUUUGAAUUCGAUGGUCAGCGGUUAUGCGUCAAUGCCAUCAUCGCCUUUUCCAAAUUCGAAACCAGCUGUUGGUGAUUGUGGUAGAACAAGAGAUGAUCAACGCAGUCAAACGAGCGGCAGUAGUCAAGGAAGUUCUAGAAGAUACGUCGAACUCCCUCGCAAACCGGCCUCACUUGGAAGUGGGUCUGGAAUAAGUGAUCAAAUCAAUAUGGAUCGCGUAGCUUCAAGAAGUUCUUUCCGUGCUGCAAUGAGUGGAAGUCUUCGUCAUUUCAACAUUGAUAAUUAA
Molecule: messenger RNA, 2298 nt
Organism: Caenorhabditis remanei
Lineage: Eukaryota; Metazoa; Nematoda; Chromadorea; Rhabditida; Rhabditidae
Exons: 9
Coding region: 1-2298 (765 amino acids)
Biological process (GO): canonical Wnt signaling pathway; intracellular signal transduction
Cellular component (GO): cytosol
Molecular function (GO): frizzled binding
Source: RefSeq, a predicted model, not a curated record